AUCUCAACUUACAGAUAGCAGAACAAAUUUAUUUUGGUUGCUGGGUCGUUUGGGCUACAUGUUGCAUAUCGUUGGUACCUCGACGCUCCUCGUUGGCAUCAUUUAUAAAUUGACAGAUCUAUUGUUCAUUUACUUGGUUACGAAUAUUCUACACAUGAUUUUUGACACGACAUAUAUUGUCGCCUGGGUUUUAAGAUGUCAGUACUGUUUCUAUGAACUCUGUAUAUCAUCCGCGGGCAUUGUGUUGAGCAUUUACUUUUGGCUAGUUGUCUUUUUAUUCCGACGUAAAUGUCUUUGGGAAAAGUCACCAAACUAUGAUCAAUAGCUAAAUAUAAAUAUGCAAAACGUUCUAUUCCAAAAUUUUAAAUAUUUUGCAGAUAUUUUACCUAAAUUAUUUAGAGUAAUUUAAAUUCGUUGUUAACCAUCAUUGUUGUUUUAAUAUAUUAUUUUUGGCAGCUUUUAUA
Messenger RNA from Drosophila innubila, 464 nucleotides. RefSeq lists its product as uncharacterized. Bases 59 to 325 code for a protein of 88 amino acids. NCBI's taxonomy places the organism in Eukaryota, Metazoa, Arthropoda, Insecta, Diptera, Drosophilidae. The transcript is spliced from 3 exons. The record is from RefSeq and is a predicted model, not a curated record.